ACUGACUCGGAGAGAAAACGGCUGUCGUUUCGGUAUCCUGCUUCUGCCACCUCCUCGCAGUCCUCGCGCAGAACUUUGUUGUUGUUUUUACGAUUGGCGAUGUGUCAAAGAGUCGCCUUGCUGUCAUGAAAUCUUAAUUUUCGUUUGCGGUGUGACUUCCGCUCGUUGCUCGCCUGCGAAGUAUUGAUAACAGUUCAUGUGCUGGGGGUUAGAAUAAGAGGGAUCUCCUCGCGGAGGAUGCGAAUUUCACCGCCAAAGCGACCUGGAGAGCUGUGGCGCGAUGGACAAGACUGAUUUGACACCCUGGAGAAGGCAGGUCCAUCCCGAGGGGAUAAACAGCUGUGGCAAGGACAACCUCACUGACGUGUUUGGAUGGACAGUCCAAGCCCUCCUUGCGGCCCUGGCUUUCAUGUGUUUGAUUUUAAAGAGAUUCUGCGAACCAAGUGCUACGAGAAGACCAUGGCUCAUUUGGUUUUACGACACGUCCAAACAAGGAGCAGGCGCUUUAGUUGUCCACAUGGUAAAUGUGUAUUUGGCCAGUCAAUUUGUGGGUGAUGCUUGCACUUGGUAUAUAAUAAGCUUCCUGCUUGACUCUUCACUCGGACUACUCAUCAUCUAUGCUGGCAUUAAAUGCUCUCAAUUUUUAGCAAAAGCGAAACAGUGGGAUCUGAUUAAUUUCGGGGAAUAUGGCAAACCACCGUCACCAAAAGCAUGGCUCGCCCAAUGCGGAGUCUACAUAUUGCUUAUGAUUGUAGAAAAAGUGUUUAUAACCCUCUUGGUCCAAUUUAAGUUUUGGGAGGGUGUCAGCAAAUUGAUCCUUGCACCGGUUGGAAAUCCUAAGGUUGAAGUUACCCUAGUUAUGCUGAUCAUCCCUUUUUUUGUGAACAUUUUGAUGUUCUGGGUGACCGACAAUUUCUUGAUGCACCACAGCUCUUCCAGCGAAGUGCCUAAGCCAAGGUCAACAGGAACAGGGCGAAGGAUAUUUGAUCGUGCUAGAUUUAGAAUGCAAAAUGCUUCUCGGAAUACUGGAGUGCCUGAAGAAUCAGAGUCUGAAAUAUUGCUCUCAGGGGACGAUGAAGCAAUUAUUGUUAAUAAUAGCAGUACCAGUGCGACAGUGGUUGUCUGAAAGGUGCCUUUAUGUGAUGUGAAAUGCAAUGUUUUACGCUCUCUAAUUAUUCCAAAGAGAUCUGUUGUAUGAUUGUGAAAUAAUUAUUUUCAUAAGGCGUGUUGAUAAGUUGUCUUUCAAGUGCUUUAAUUAAAAACGUGCCAAAAACUAUAUAUUAUGUAUCCCUAUAUAUAUGUGGCCGUAUUCCAUGACAAAACUUCUCUAUUUUUGCAACUGUCGAUAUAAAUAAAUGAGAGUAUUUAGUCUAAAAA
Messenger RNA from Cloeon dipterum, 1377 nucleotides. RefSeq names its product store-operated calcium entry regulator STIMATE-like. The transcript is spliced from 5 exons. The record is from RefSeq and is a predicted model, not a curated record. NCBI's taxonomy places the organism in Eukaryota, Metazoa, Arthropoda, Insecta, Ephemeroptera, Baetidae. Gene Ontology annotation, cellular component: membrane. Bases 281 to 1126 code for a protein of 281 amino acids.